CUUCACUAUAGCAGCACAAGCGGCGCACCAUCACGAGAAUUAUUCUAACCGAGAAAAUCUUGUUGCGCAGUCGCCUAAGCACAUUGGCCACCUAAACUACCACUGCCUACCAUCCCUUCAAGGUGUCCCCGCAUAUCCAAGAAAAUGUCGGAGUCACAAGACGUUCAGUCCACAGAAAGCAAAGAAAACAGUGACUCUGAAGGUUCAAGACCAAGAAGCAUUGCCGACGACAAAAAAGAAUCUUCAUACGAUGGAUACGAAACACCAAAAUCAGAGUGCACAACGACGUCAAAGAGCGACGAACCGGAAAAGAAUGUUGGCAACGACGACGAUACAAACUUUGCGAAGCCCCCAACGGACACAACAACGGGGAUGACAACCGAUCAACAACAAAACCGUUCCGCACCAAAGAAGCCCAUGUCACCUUUUGCGAAAUUUCGUCAACUAGACCGACAGAAUAGUGCACCUCUUUCGCCAAGUACUCCAAAAUCGCCGGGAAAGGAAUUUCAUUUCAAGUUUACGGACCCUGUUGUGCAGAACAAUGCAGUUCAGAUAAAGGAACGAUUAUUGGCAUGGUGCCGUGCCAAAACCAAAGAAUACGAGAACGUUCAGCUAGAUAAUUUCUCGACAAGCUGGAGCAAUGGAUUAGCAUUCUGUGCCCUACUUCAUCAUUUUAGGCCGGAAGCUUUCGAUUACCAUAGCCUUCGUCCUGAAGACCGAAGAAAAAAUUUUCAGUUGGCUUUCGAAAAAGCUGAUGAAAUCGCAGGGAUCGCGCCACUUUUAGAUGUCGAGGACAUGGUUAUGAUGCGUCGUCCAGAUUGGAAAUGCGUUUUUACUUACGUCCAAUCGAUUUAUCGUCGCUUCAAGGACGAGGAUUAGGCGAUCGGCGCACGUUGUUUUUAUUAUUGCACUCGUUUUUGUUAUUAUGUAUUAUUAUUAUUACUAUUAUUGGACUUCAGCGCAGUAUAAAGAAGAUACGAUUGGAGCUUAUAUUUUAUAUUUCUAGCGUGAAAUUAUAUGUACUGCAAGAUAUAAUAUAUAUAUAUAUAUGUUUAUAUAUUUACAAUGA
This is a messenger RNA of Leptopilina heterotoma, 1069 nucleotides long. RefSeq names its product smoothelin-like protein 1. Bases 145 to 879 code for a protein of 244 amino acids. NCBI's taxonomy places the organism in Eukaryota, Metazoa, Arthropoda, Insecta, Hymenoptera, Figitidae. Gene Ontology annotation, cellular component: microtubule organizing center; filamentous actin. Gene Ontology annotation, biological process: actin cytoskeleton organization. The transcript has 8 exons. The record is from RefSeq and is a predicted model, not a curated record. Gene Ontology annotation, molecular function: protein binding.